UUUUUUCCCACUUGGGGUUGCCUCCGAUCGCCCUAUGAUAAUGACCAAAAACAUUAUGCCUAUAACUAUGCUGUCGUACGCCGGCUGCAGCUUGCUGAUCCUUUCCGCGUCUUUCGCUGGUGCCUCCCUGGCCGAGAUGGUGUUCCGCUGCCCUGUAUGCACCGCGGAGCGCCUGGCGCUGUGCCCAAAGCUCACCGAGACGUGCGCGGAGAUAGUGCGCGAACCGGGCUGCGGGUGCUGCCCCGUGUGCGCCCGGCAGGAGGGCGAGACUUGCGGCGUGUACACCCCGAGAUGCUCCACGGGUUUGAGAUGCUACCCGACGCCCGACUCGGAGCUCCCCCUGGAGCAACUGGUGCAGGGCCAGGGACAGUGUCGGCGCAAAGUGGACACCGAGACGACCACUUACAGCCAGGAGCAGCGGGAGCAAACCAGCGGUGAGGCAGUGGAGCUGCAGCCUGAUGUGGCCACAAGCGAGAGCCCAGCCAUCCGAAGACCCAGUAAAGAGAUCACAUGGCUGGGACCCAAAGAAAGCGCCGUGCGUAACCACAGACAAGAGAUGAAGACCAAGAUGAAGACCAACAAGGUGGAAGAAGUGAAACCUACUCGGCCCAAACAGACUCUGUGUCAGCAGGAGCUUGACCAGGUCCUGGAGCGGAUAUCCAAGAUGCCCUUCAGAGAUAACCGAGGUCCCCUGGAAGAUCUCUAUGCUCUGCAUAUCCCAAACUGUGACAAGAGGGGGCAGUAUAACCUCAAACAGUGCAAGAUGUCUUUUCAUGGUCAGAGGGGUGAGUGCUGGUGUGUCAACCCUCACACUGGCCGACCCAUCCCAUCAGCCCCAACGGUGAGGGGCGACCCCAACUGCACCCAGUAUCUCACAGAGCUGGAGCUGGAGCUCCCUGACAUGGCCCAGAUCUAGCGUGGCAUCAAACAAACCAAAAGAUAAAAUAAAAUAAUAAAAAAAAUAAACUAAACAAAAUAAUCUAAACUGUAAUGUACUUGGGAAAAAACCAAAACAAAAAAAGCAUGUGAGUAAGCUAUAAGCUAUUUCUUUCUGUUUUUAUGUGUUUUUAGUUCAUCUGAUGACAAAGACUUUAAAUCAUACCCACAAAAAAAGGAUUAAAUGACAGAAUUCAGCUUGUUGCAUAAAAUGUAACUGCAGAUUACAGUUAAGAUUAGAGAUUAGUUAAGAUUAGAUUAGACUUUCUGCAUAUAUAUUUAGCUGGAGCGUAUCAGUGCUUUACUAAUUGUGACUUUGCUCAGUACUUUAUAAGUGUUUUGUACUGUGAGUGUUAAAAAUGAAAAGCCUCUAAUGUGUUGGAUGUGUUUAGGUGUUUUCAUGCUCUAUCUAGCAGACUACUGUUUCACCACAUGCUAUUUUAGGCCUUGAGCACGCCUGGCUUUUAAAACACAGAACUGAAGAUAAAGUGCAGUUCAGUUUGGUAUUAGUAAAUGUUCAUUUGAAAGUCAUGACAUGAUGCAAAUAAACUAAAACUGUGUUCAA
Molecule: messenger RNA, 1501 nt
Organism: Melanotaenia boesemani (Boeseman's rainbowfish)
Lineage: Eukaryota; Metazoa; Chordata; Actinopteri; Atheriniformes; Melanotaeniidae
Gene: igfbp2a
Product: insulin-like growth factor binding protein 2a
Exons: 4
Coding region: 35-916 (293 amino acids)
Biological process (GO): regulation of insulin-like growth factor receptor signaling pathway
Cellular component (GO): extracellular region
Molecular function (GO): insulin-like growth factor II binding; insulin-like growth factor I binding
Source: RefSeq, a predicted model, not a curated record